Sporothrix brasiliensis 5110 is the source of this 678-nucleotide messenger RNA. Its product is annotated as acetyltransferase, CysE/LacA/LpxA/NodL family. The record is from RefSeq and is a predicted model, not a curated record. The transcript has a single exon. The coding region runs from base 1 to 678 and encodes 225 amino acids. NCBI's taxonomy places the organism in Eukaryota, Fungi, Ascomycota, Sordariomycetes, Ophiostomatales, Ophiostomataceae. Gene Ontology annotation, molecular function: acetyltransferase activity.
AUGUCUGCCCCCAACAACAGCGCCGCCGUGCCGGCCAAGAUCCCGUCCACGCCCGACGAGCUCGCGGAGAACCGCCGCAGAAUGCUCGACGGCGAGCUCUACUUUGCCUUUACGCCCGACCUCACGGCCGAGCGCCGCCGCUGCGCCCAGGCCUGCCACGUGUUCAACCAGGCCCCCCGCGAUGCGCCGCGGCGCGAGCUCGUCGCGCUGUGGAGGAAGCUCAACAUGGACGACCGGCCGCUGCCGCCGCCGGCCGACACCCCCGAGGCCGACGAGGCGCUGUUUCAGGACGAUCCGUGGGUCGAGAUGCCGCUGCGCGCCGACUACGGGUACAACAUCGUGCUGGGGACGGGCGUGUACGUCAACGCCAACAGCACGUGGAUCGACACGUCGCCCAUCACGGUGGGCGACAGGACGCUGAUUGGGCCCAACUGCUCGUUUUACAGCGGCGGGCACCCGCUGGACGGGGCGGUGCGCAACGGCACCAAGGGACCGGAGUCGGGCAAGCCCAUUGUGAUUGGCAGCGACUGCUGGCUCGGCGGGAAUGUGACGGUGCUGCCCGGCGUCACCAUUGGGGCCGGGUCGACCGUGGGCGCGGGCAGCGUCGUGACCAAGGACGUGCCGCCGCGCGUGGUCGUCGCAGGCAACCCGGCGCGGGUGAUCCGGAAGCUGGAUUAG